Messenger RNA from Mixia osmundae IAM 14324, 3378 nucleotides. RefSeq lists its product as uncharacterized. The transcript is spliced from 5 exons. The record is from RefSeq and is a predicted model, not a curated record. Lineage: Eukaryota; Fungi; Basidiomycota; Mixiomycetes; Mixiales; Mixiaceae. The coding region runs from base 1 to 3378 and encodes 1125 amino acids.
AUGGCGCAGUCCAGCCAUGAAGGGCUCAUGGAGAGCCUGAGGGAGCAGUUCAGGCAGAGACACUACAAAGAGACCAUCAUACCCUCGAUCGAACGUAGACGGCUGCUCUUGAUAGAGUGCUACUAUCUCAUCGCCGAUCUCAAGACACCCCAGCUGCUCGGUGCAGGCUCGAUUCCGAGCAAGGCGUCAGGCACAAAUGAGGCCGACAAGGCGACAACAACUCGGCCGGCGCCCAGGACUGCCAGCUCCGUCGAGCUUGUCCAAGCUCAAUGUCAAGCCUUCGUCGAGCGUCAUCUGGCCAACAAGAGUGACAUCAACGAGAUCCUCAAUUUGCUUGUUCUUCCCCCGCUCGACCCAUCCCCGCCGACAAGUCCAGUGGUGCCGCGGUCUACGAAUACCGCCCCUCGCGCGCCCUCGGCGAGCUCCAGCGCGCCCCAGGCUGCAGGCAGUACAACGAGCGCGACUCAGACCGCGUCUACUGCUGCCACACGCACCGCGCCUGCGCCUACUCCCGGCGCUGCAUCGAGCUCGCGAUCUGCAACGUCACAACCCCCGCCUGCCACCGUCUCGCCAGCAGCGCUGACCAUAUCGGAUCAGCCGCCGCCCACAGCAAGGCCAAUCGCCUCGAGCAGCGCCUCUGUACAUUUCACCCCUCUUUUCCCGCCUUUGCCAGAUGAGCUUAUAGAUAAGCGGCUACAUAUCGGCAAUCUUGCCGUCUUUGCUGCGAACGCGCCUGGUAGCAGCAAGCAGAAGGGCAAAGAGGCCGCGCGAGUCAAAGAACAGCUGCGCCAUACAGCACAGCCGGGCGCGUCAGCAGCUUCGCCUGCCCAGGUCAUAGGCAUAGCCCCUCCCAUAGCUUCUACUUCUGCUGCUGCGACCGCCGUAUCGCCAGGUACGACCCAUCGUCGAGCUUCCGCCGGUCCAGAAGCGCUAGCAGCUCUUACAAUCACGCCACUCAGUGGUGGCAUGGAGCUCUUCAAAUUUGGUUUAGCGCGGGCGACGCAUGCUGGCGUGAGGGGCCUCGCUACUGGCUUCCAGAUGGGACAGUCGAUGGCCACUUUUGGCGGCGGAGGGGCAGGGGUUGGUGACAAAGCUCCAGUGCCGCCCUCAGGCGACAAGACCAUCGGCAGUCAUCUCGACCGACGCUAUCGACCCGCCAAAGUCGUUCUGACGGCAGAUUGGAACGUCGCCCUUUUCGAGCUGCGGGCUUUGCGAGCUCAAGAGAGGAUCGAACAGCUUAAAGCUGAUGGUCUAUGGAGCCUACGACAGCCAAAGAAGCAGCGAGGACCUGCCGUGCCGAAGGCGCACUGGGAUUAUUUGCUCGAAGAGAUGCGCUGGCUUCAGACUGACUUCAAGGAGGAGCGUCGUUGGAAAGCCGCGACGUCCUACAUGCUCGCCCAAGCUGUUGUUGCUUGGCAUCAAGCAGGCGAGACAUACGACCCGGCAGGAGCUCGAGCAACGCUAUGCGUCAAAGUCCGCGAUCCAAGCGUGCGAGCGGGAUCUGCCGACGAAGUCACGAGCAUGCUGCUUGACGUGCCUGCUGAUGCAUCCCUCCUCGAGGCCGGCAGCAAUCAGACAGCUUCCGAAGAUCGCGAUGCCGAUGCCGAUGGUGACGCAGAAGACGCGGACGGCGAGGAUGAGAUGGAGGUCGACAAGCCCAUGACAAGCGAUGGUGCAGAGCCACGCGCUGCGGCCGCUGCUGUGCCUGAGGUACCCGCGGAAGCACCACCAGCACCUACAGACACCGGUCCAAGUUUUGGUCAGAUCGUGAUGAUAAGACAACCUCUCUUCGAGAUACCCGAGACGUCCACGCUCGUCGAUGUCGCCUCCUUCAACGGCGUGGACGAGCUCGACCUGAGCUCUAAAGACAGCCAAUCAGCUAUCAGCGCAUUGUUACCUGACCUGCCACUAUACACCAUUCCACAAACGCCUUCAGACCUCGGCGUAACCCGGAUAGAUCGACGUUUCGACGAAUCUUCGCCGCAUUAUUCUCGCAUUUCCCAUAUUGGCAGGCGCGUCGAUUCCAAGCCGAUUCUGCUAAGUACUUUACAGCCCGGGACCAAUCUGCAGAAGCCUGGCAAAUGGUCGAGCAAUCUUGCGUGGGAUCUGCUUUGCGGGCCAGGUGCAGGUAUAGAGCCAGAAAUGCUGGAGAUGACACACAUCGAGCCUGCCAGCUUACCAUCUGGUCCUUUUGCGGGCCGCAAGCCGAAAGAGAUUGUGCAUGCUGUCCCUGUCAAUGCACCUCUACCGCCAGCCAACCACGAGCACCGUACAGGCGCAUUCGAGUGGACAGACGAAGAUGACUCGAUCUUAUUGGGACUGUCGAAGCAGUACGUUAACAACUGGCAACUCAUCGCAGAUCUGUUUCAUGGCACCAGCAAGAAGAGCAAUAGCGACAAGCGAGAGGCAUGGGACGUAUAUAAUCGUUGGAACAAGCGAUUCGGUCCGGCUUCUGCGCCGUCGAUGCUCAAUACGGAAGUAGUCGGCACACCUGGAGCUGCACCACAGUCAGCAGAUGCUGCCAGUACGUCUGCGUCCCAGGCCGGCGCCAUCACGUCGAACGGUACUGCAAAGGUCAUAAAGAAGAUGCCUACCAAAUUUGAAGGCUCUCGUAAGAAGUUGCGGCACCUGAGCAUCUACGAUGCAAUGCGUAAGACCUCGAAGCGGCGAGAAGCUAUUGCGGCUCGGCCAGGCGCACAUAUGCCUCGCAAAGUCAGUCUCACCGCGCACGAGACGCACGCCCUUGCCCAGCGCGCCGUAAUGACACCAUUGCAAGUCACGCAAGUCAAGAUCGAGCGCGACAAGAACGAGCAGCACCGCCGACAGUUGAUACAAGAAGCCGCGCAUCGCCAGCAAAUUGCCGCUCAACAGGCCGUAGCUCAACAGCAAGCCGCUGCUGCAGCGGCAGCAGCCGGUCAGCCGCCCGGUCAACGAACGCCAGGUGCAGUGCCAGGUGUUGUUCCUCAAAAUCGGCCGCCAGGGCCGAUGAGUGCGCUCCAGCAGCAGCAGAUCAGGCAGUCACUUGCCGUCGCUGCAGCAUCUGGUCAGCAGCCGCGACCAGGCAGCGCGGGAUCCCAGCAGAGCCCACCUCUGAUGAUGUCACCAGCACAGAGCGCCGUGUCGCUUCCGAACGGCGGUGGAAGCAGUAGCCGACCGAACUCGCCCUCUCCUCUGAUUCAGCAAGGCUUAUCGGCAGCAGCGCUUGCCAACCUCACGCCCACGCAACAGGCGGCGCUUGCAACGUCGAUGCAGCAGCAAGCCGCGCAACAAGCUGCACUCGCCGCUCAGAGCCCAGCCGCGCAGUACAACGCCGAUUCUGCCAGGCAGAUCCGCUCACGUAUGAUUCAGCAGGCUGCGCAGCAACAGCAGCAGCGAUAG